This is a messenger RNA of Aptenodytes forsteri (emperor penguin), 811 nucleotides long. Its product is annotated as protein unc-13 homolog A. NCBI's taxonomy places the organism in Eukaryota, Metazoa, Chordata, Aves, Sphenisciformes, Spheniscidae. Gene Ontology annotation, cellular component: presynaptic active zone cytoplasmic component; presynaptic membrane; terminal bouton. Gene Ontology annotation, molecular function: syntaxin-1 binding; calmodulin binding; diacylglycerol binding. The record is from RefSeq and is a predicted model, not a curated record. Bases 110 to 802 code for a protein of 230 amino acids. The transcript has 9 exons. Gene Ontology annotation, biological process: neuromuscular junction development; synaptic transmission, glutamatergic; synaptic vesicle maturation.
GAAACAGGAGGAAGAGAGUAAUUUAGUCUUCAAGCCAAACUAAUUUUUUCCUGUUUGUAAAAAAAGCUUAAUUUCAGUUUAUGUUCUUUUAAAAUAUUUUUCUACUGGAAUGGAACUUCUCUCUGUAAAAGUGAAAAAAGGAAGGUUGGAUAAAGCAGCUGACGCAUUCAAAACCUAUGUUGUUUUAAAAGUCCAAAAUUUAAAAAGCACUACAAUAGCCAGAAAAGGAAGUGAACCUUGCUGGGAACAGGACUUCAUGUUUGAAAUCUGUGCUGAUGGAAGGGGCUUCAUUAUAGAGCUGUGGAAGAAAGGCUUGCUCUGGGAUAGCAUUUUAGGAGUUUUAUGGAUUCCCCUUGCAACUGUGGAACAUGCAACAGAUGAAGGUCCAGGUUCCUGGUGGACAUUGCAUUCUGAAGUAAUAAAAAACGGGAGUGAGAUUCAAGGCACAAAAACACCAACUUCACAUGAGAUCUUACUGGAUGUCUACUUUGCAUUACCGUUUGAUGCCCACAAAGAUUUAGAUUGCAGAGGCUGGCACAGAGAGACACCUCUCCAAGGUGUAAGACAUUCACAUGAUAGUCUGUUAUCCAUGGAAAGUGGUCUCAGCAUACAAGAAAGCAAACUAAGUCGAUUCACCGUCAGGCCUGGGGACUCUUCACUGAGAAAUGAAGAUCAAGCUGAUGGAAGAAAUUUUGCAAAAGCAAGAUGGGCCAGGGCUAUUCAGGAGACACUUCAAGAAGCCAUGCGCAACAGACUGAGAUUUUGCAAGACAUACAAAACCCCCUUCAGGAUUUGGUUUUGAACAAGCAGA